AUGACGGAAAUCGACGUGAAGAUGCCCCAGUUCCUGGGCAUGAGGGGCAAGACGCUCAGCCUUGUCGUCUCCAUUGUUGCCACCACCGGUUUCUUGCUCUUCGGUUACGAUCAGGGUGUCAUGUCCGGUAUCAUUGCCGCUGAGCCCUUCAACGACUACUUCCCCGAGACCAAGGACGACAAGACUUACCAGGGUUUCGUCACUGCCAUCUACGAAGUUGGCUGCUUGUUUGGUGCCGUCAUCAUGUUGAUCUACGGUGACGCUCUUGGUCGCAGAAAGGGAAUCAUGGCCGGCGCUACCAUCAUGAUUCUCGGCGUCAUCAUUCAGAUCACCGCCGUCAAGGGACACAAGGCCACCGUGCAGUUCAUCAUCGGCCGUACCAUCACCGGUGUCGGCAACGGCAUGAACACCUCGACGAUCCCCACCUACCAGGCCGAGUGCUCCAAGUCGAACAACCGUGGUCUGCUGAUCUGCAUUGAGGGCGGUAUCAUCGCUUUCGGUACUAUGAUUGCCUACUGGAUCGACUACGGCUGCAGCUACGGCUCUGAGAACCUGUCUUGGCGCUUCCCCAUUGCCUUCCAGAUCUUCUUCGGUCUGAUUGUUGUCAUCUUCAUGAUCGGUCUGCCCGAGUCGCCCCGCUGGCUGCUCAGCAAGGACCGUCCCGAGGAGGCUCUCAAGGUCAUCGCCGCUCUUCGCGGUCUUACCGUCGACGACGACGAGACUAAGCUGCAGGCUUCCAUCAUCAUGGACGGCAUCCGCGCCUCCGGCCACGCUGGUGGCAACACGUCCUACCGCGACCUGCUCACCGGCGGCAAGACCCAGCACUGCCGCCGCAUGCUCAUCGGUGCCUCGUCCCAGUUCUUCCAGCAGCUUGGCGGUUGCAACGCUGUCAUCUACUACUUCCCCAUUCUGUUCGAAGACACCAUUGGCGAGACGACCAACAUGUCGCUGCUCCUGGGUGGUGUUAACAUGAUCGUCUACUCCAUCUUCGCCACCACCUCCUGGUUCCUCAUCGAGCGCACCGGUCGCCGCAAGCUGUUCCUCAUCGGCACCGUUGGCCAGUGCUUGUCCAUGGUUCUGGUUUUCGCUUGUUUGAUUCCCGGCAACCCCCAGGAUGCCAAGGGUGCCGCUGUUGGUCUGUUCACCUACAUCGCCUUCUUCGGCGCCACCUGGCUUCCUCUGCCCUGGCUCUACCCGGCCGAAAUCUCGCCGCUUAAGACCCGUGCGAAGGCCAACGCUGUGUCGACUAUUACCAACUGGCUGUUCAACUUCUUGAUCGUCAUGGUUGUUCCCGUCAUGAUCGACAGCAUUGGCUGGGGUACCUACCUCUUCUUCGCCGUCGUCAACGCCUGCUUCUUCCCCGUCAUCUACUUGUACUACCCCGAGACUAAGAUGAGGUCUCUGGAGGAGAUUGACCUGAUCUUCGCCAAGGGCUACCUCGAGAACAUGAGCUACGUCACCGCCGCCAAGGAGCUGCCCUUCCUCUCCGACGACGAGAUCGAUGCCAAGGCCAAGGAGUACGGCUUCGUCUCGGACGAGAACAACACCAGCGGCGACGAGAACGAGAAGGCCGAGCACACCGAGAAGGAGGUCGAGAACGGCACCAACCAGGUGUAA
Messenger RNA from Lasiodiplodia theobromae, 1617 nucleotides. RefSeq names its product Hexose carrier protein. NCBI's taxonomy places the organism in Eukaryota, Fungi, Ascomycota, Dothideomycetes, Botryosphaeriales, Botryosphaeriaceae. The transcript has 2 exons. Gene Ontology annotation, cellular component: membrane. The coding region runs from base 1 to 1617 and encodes 538 amino acids. The record is from RefSeq and is a predicted model, not a curated record. Gene Ontology annotation, molecular function: carbohydrate:proton symporter activity. Gene Ontology annotation, biological process: carbohydrate transport; transmembrane transport.